CAGACGGGGCCAAUGGCAGUCCAGCGCCUCACCUGGGUGGCCACGUGGGUCCAGGUAUGCGGCGGCCCCGCCCUGGCCCAGCCCGGCAGACUCCGGACUCCGUCUUGGAGCGGAAAUUCCUGCAGGGGCUGGACGCCGCGGGCGGAGCUCAGCAUGGAGCCCGUGGACGCCUGGACCCCUGGGAAGGUGGCAGCUUGGCUGAGAGGCCUUGAUGAUGCUCUGCAGGACUAUCCCUUCGAGGACUGGCAGCUGCCUGGAAAGUACCUGCUGCAGCUUUGUCCCCAAAGCCUUGAGGCUCUGACUGUGUGGCCUUUGGGCCACCAGGAGCUCAUUCUAGAUGGGGUGGAACAACUCCGGGCCCUGGGCUCCAAGCUACCUACAGAGAACCUGCAGAGCCUGGCUCAGGGGCUGCUAGAAAGGACCCAGGCCUUCCAGAGCUUGGUCCAAGGCCGGUUGGGAAACUACCCUGAGACUCCCUCUGAUGUCCUCACAGCUGCUGUGGAGCUGGUGCGGGAAGCCCAGGCCCUCCUCUCCUGGCUCAACAGGUACCUCUUCUCGCAGUUAAAUGACUUCUCUGCUUGCCAAGACAUUGGUGUGUUGUGCCGGGAGCUGGGCCAGGUCUUGCAGGAGGACUGCCCAGAGGCUGAGAAGGAAAGCAGCAUCCUAAGGAUUUGCAGUCACGUGGCCGGGAUCUGCCACAACAUCCUGAGCUGCAGCCCAGAGGAGCUGCUGGAGCAGAGGGCUGUGCUGGAGCAGGUGCAGCUGGAUGACCCUUCAGAUCUAGAAAUCCAUACCACCAGCAACUGCCUACACUUCGUGUCCCAAGUAGGUGCCCAGGCUCCCGCCAGCUCCCAGAUCCUGCCAGGAGAUGAGAUUGUCCAGAUCAAUGAGCAGGUGGUGGUGGGCUGGUCCCACAAGAACGUGAUGGAGCUGCUGAGGGAGCCAGGAAGGGUCAGCCUGGUGCUGAAGAAGAUCCCAGUGCCCGAGACCCCUUCUCAGACGCCCCUGGACUCCCCUCACCUGCCAAGCCAGUCCCUGCCUCUGACCCCACUAUCUCCCAGGGUUCCGUCCGAAGGUCUCUUUGCCUUCAACCUGUCUGCAGAUGGAAGUCCUGGAACGAGCGCUGCCUGGACAGACUCUGCCUCCCUUGACACUGAGUCCCUGCCCACGCCCCCUCCAGCCCCAGGCACUGUUUCAGAAAUAACAGCAGAGUCUCCGGAGACAUCUGGACACUCUGACCAGAGUUCCACCCUUGGUCGGAAGAAAUCAAAAGGCCUCUUGCUAGCUCUGAGACUGAGAAAGUACCCUCUGAUCGUCAGCUUUAUCUCAGGUAUGGCCACAAGGUUGAGCCGCCGGCGGGUAUCCUGCCGGGAGCUGGGCCUGCCGGACUGUGACGGAUGGCUUCUUCUACGCAAGGUACCCGGUGGCUUUAUGGGCCCACGCUGGCGCCGCUGCUGGUUUGUACUCAAAGGACACAACCUCUACUGGUACCGCCAACCCCAGGAUGAAAAGGCUGAAGGGCUUAUCAACGUCUCCAACUACAGUCUGGAGAGUGGACAGGACCAGAAGAAAAAAUAUGUGUUCCUGCUGACCCAUGACGUGUACAAGCCCUUCGUCUUUGCUGCUGAGACCCUGUCUGAUCUGAGCAUGUGGGUACGUCAUCUCAUUACCUGCAUUUCCAAGUACCAGACUCCAGGCCAGGCAGCCUCUGCCAGGGAAGAAGAUUGCUACAGCGAGACAGAAGCCGAAGACCCGGACGAGGAGGCUGGGUCCCGCUCCGCUUCGCCUAGCCUGGCUCCAGCUUGGAGUGACCCAUCACCCACGGUUUCACCGUCGCAGAGUCCGAGGACAUCCAUUGGCUCUUCAGCAGACAGCAGUGACAGGGUGCUGGAAGGAAUGGUUCAGGGACUGAGGCAGGGGGGUGUGUCCCUCCUGGGGCAGCCACAGCCCCUGACUCAUGAGCAGUGGCGGAGCUCUUUCAUGCGGCGCAACCGUGACCCUCAUCUCAAUGAGCGAGCGCAUCGCGUGCGGGCACUACAGAGCACCCUCAAGGCAAAGCUGCAGGAACUGCGGGCCCUGGAGGAAGUGCUGGAUGACCCUGAGCUCACGGGAGCAAAGUUCCGUCAGUGGAAGGAACGGAAUCAGGAGCUGUACUCAGAGGGCCUGAGCACCUGGGGAGGGAUACGGGCCCAGAACAGUUCCUCAGCCCCAACCUCUGACUCCAGAGGUCAGUCCCCACAGCCCUUGCCUGCUGCCUCUGACCCCGAGGAGUCCUCUCAGCUUUUUCCUUUGACCUCGGAGAACAGCCUCCAACCUCCUGACCUCUGACCCUGGCUAGGGCCUGGCUCCUGACUGAUGACCCUGAGGGCUAGUCAUCCCCAGCCUCUGACAUGUCUAAGACAGCAUGCCCAAGGGGUCUGUGUGAGGCUGGAAGUAGUGCUGGUCCUUGGCAUUACUCCCAGACCAAUCCCCCUACCCUGGGCUUCCACAGUUUCUGCUCAUGUGUCCCCUGGAGUGGAGGGAACAUGGCCUUCCUCUCUGUGCUGUAGAGAUUCCCUAACCCAUCCUCAGAUCUGGGAUAUACCUGCCUCCCGGGUCCUCCGGAAGGGUUUCCCAGGCCACAUCUGGGUGGGCAUUUAUUUCACAUGAGAGAUGCUUUUCUACCAAAUAAAGUUGAUUUCUCCAC
Microtus oregoni (creeping vole) is the source of this 2686-nucleotide messenger RNA. It is a transcript of the gene Cnksr1, whose product is annotated as connector enhancer of kinase suppressor of Ras 1. NCBI's taxonomy places the organism in Eukaryota, Metazoa, Chordata, Mammalia, Rodentia, Cricetidae. The record is from RefSeq and is a predicted model, not a curated record. Gene Ontology annotation, molecular function: protein binding. The transcript is spliced from 22 exons. Bases 13 to 2328 code for a protein of 771 amino acids.